AAAAGUAGACGUGUGUAAAAAUGGAUAGAAAAUAUUUAACAUUACUAAUACUGGUUUGCUUCUCAAUAUUAGUGUUUGGUGAAGAGUGCGUGGUUUAUACAUUUGAAGAUGAUUUCGAUGAUUUGUUUUCAAACGAGAAGGGAGUUUGUCAAGGGAUGCGGAUGUGGCAAUUGGGUUACUACUCAUCUAUAUCUUUGGAAAGGCCACAUCCUUUGAGCACCACAUUUAUAUCGCCGGAAUUUUUAUUGAGCUGCGUAUCAUCAUUUACUUUCCCGAUGUCAGGUUUGGGAACUAUUGAAGUUAACCUUUACAUGGACCCUGUCUCAAAUAGUGAUCAGAUAUCUGUCGUGGUACACGAAGUAGUCCCCGGAUCGACUGCUACUGUGGUUGGUAAUAGAGGCAUAUCAGCAAUGGCCCCUGAUUUUGAAAAAGGAUGGCAUUCUAUAAGAAUACCUCUCAUCGGUUCUGGAACUUUCGAUGGUUAUGUGUCUCUUAUGGGCAUGGCGGCAAGCGGCUCUGUUGUUCUUAUUGAUUCUUUCCGUUACAUUCCACCAUUAUACGAUGAAGAACUAUGUGUAUUAUACAAUGAAUCUAAUCAUACUACAACAUCGUUUACUGAAACUGACAUUACUUCGACAACAAUAUAUACAACCAUUAAUGACACAACUACAGAAUUUGAUGAUUUCACUACAUUGGAACAAUCAACGGAAUCUCAGGCAACAACUGAAGAAUCAUUUGGUACUAUAUCAACAACAGAGGAAACUUAUUCAACAGAUUUUCCAUCUUCUAGUUCUAUACAGACGGAAGUAACGCAAUUUCCAUCGACUACAUCACAACCAGAAAUAAGUACAGAAGUGUCUACACAACAAAGUGACACAGAUUGGAAUAGUUCAACGCCAGUACAGGAGAGCACAACAACGAAACUGACGACUUAUGAGCCAACAAACACAAAUACAGAGCAAGAAUCCGAUGUAACAACACCUUCAUGGUUAGUAACCACAGAAUCAGAUUCUACAUUAGAUUCUUCCAGUCAUCCAGAAGCAAAUAUUUCUACGACCGAAACUCCUGAAGAUUACUUAACUGAAUCAACUACUACAGACAUGACAACGGAAUUCGGAUCAACGUAUACUGAAAUUUCUACACCUGAUUCGACCGAUGCAAGUUUAAUUACAGAAUCUACUGUAGUAGAUACAGAAACUACAGAAGUUAUCACUGAAUCGGAUUCAACUAUUUUAACAGAAUUCGAUAACAUAACCACACCAAUAUUGAUUACUGAAUCAACGCCAUCUUGGGAUCUUACAACAGACAUGGAAAAUUCAACAAUUAUUACUACAGAAGCAACAGAAAUUACAGGUACUGAUACCACUUCAGAAUUAUCAACUUCUUAUACAGAUAAUAUUACUGGAACAGACGUAAGCUUUUUAACUACAGAAUCCGAAGCAACGUCUACAUCUCAGGAAGAAGAAAACAAAACGAGUGUUAUUUCUACCACUGAAAUAUACAAUACUACAUUUCCCGAAAUUACUACUCAAGUUAAUGAUAGUACAACAGAAAUAAGUGACAUUGAAACUACUACUCCUGUUAUUAUUACAGAAAUAACCACACAAUCUGUUGUUAAUACAGACACUGAGAAUUGGUUAAUCAGUACGACGGAUUCGCCGUAUACCUACACAGAUACCGAUUCCAUAACGUCAGAGGCAACAUCAUCCUAUUAUACAACAGAUCAAGAAAUAUCAACUUCAGUUACAUCUGACACUACUGGUUACACACAGACUGAUAAAACAAAUUCAUUUGAAACUACGGAUACUGAAACUAUUGUGAUAACAACUAGGGAAGAUGAAAAUUCAGAAUCGACAACACCUUCAAUUGAUAGCGAGUCAAGUACACAAACUGGUUCAACCACUAACUCGUAUACAACUACACAACAGACUGAAAUAGAUACUGUAACUUUUACCCAAACUCCUGAUGACAUUGACGAUACUACGUUUCCAACAGAGUUAGAAACAACUGAAGAUGAGACAGUUACUAUCACACCUGAAUCUAAAGAGACAAGUGCCCAAACAGAUUCGGAGCAAGGAACCACUACAGUUGUGACCCCCAAUCCAAUUCCUGACAACGAUAAUUCCAACUCCAGCUUUUGGAAUGCGUUAACUAUAUCUAUGUUAGUAUUAUUAAUAAUAAUUUUAUUAAUUGUAACAGCUGCAUUCUUCUACCUAUUAGGCAAGAGAAAAGCGAAGCAGGAAACACCACAAAUUGUUUUUGCGGAUUAUGAAGACCUUCCAAAGACAAUUACAGUUCCUCGAGUGACGAAAAUUCUUGUAGAACCUAAUAACUUUAAGAAAACAAUUCCAAUCACAACAAUCAGUGGUGUUGAUACUGUUUUAAAUAACGAAAUGAUAAGCUUUAAGUGUGUAGUUUUGAUUUUGAUGUACAGUUCGGUUGUGUUGUGUGACGAAUGCGUAUCAUAUAAUUUUGAAGAAGACUUCGAGGAUCUAUUCAACAGUAAUGAAGGUGUGUGUUUAGGUAUGACGACAUGGAAUAUUGGUGACUACCGAUCGCUAGCACUAGAAAGUCUACAUCCUAGCAGUACCCAAUGUAUACUUCCAUCUGAUCAACUAAGCUGCGUCUCGUCGUUUAGAUUUACUAUGACAUCUAGAGGAACAGUAGAAGCGAAUAUAUACAUGGAGUCAUUUUCACCAAUGGAUCAGGUGUCUUUUGUCGUCAAUGAAAUAGUACCGGGUGGAAACGAUGCUGCUGUUGGCACUGUUGUGUUAUCCUCAAUGGACCCUAACUUCGUAAAUGGAUGGCACGUCUUAAGAGUUACAUUAACUGGACGAGGCACAUACGACGCUUUCAUUACAUUUUUAGGAUUAUCGGGACCAUUUUCUACAGUUCUUAUUGAUUCAUUCCGGUAUAUACCACCACUAGUAGACCCAGAAGAAUGUAUAAUAUACGAAAAUGUUACAUCAACUACGCAAGGAAUCGAAAGUACAGUAACGUUAGAAAAUACAGGAUCGACUCCAGAAGAAAUUGCAAGCACAACAUUGACAUCAGUAACGAAUACGGAUCAAAGUACAUCAUCAAUGUUGGAUACAGAGUCAACAACGGAAACAAAUUUUGAAAUCACAAGAUCAACUCCAUCAAUUGAGGAAACUGAUGGUACAACUACUUUUAUACCCGAAGAAUCUACCGCAGAAAGCACAAUAACCUCGGAACCAACAGACGUAACUGUAUCCCAAUCGAUAAUCGAUACGGACUCCACAACCGUAACAUCAACAUUUUCUGUUAGUACAACUACUGAAAUUGUUACAGACGUAGAAAGUACAACACCUAUCUUGUCCACAACAGAAAGCAUAAUACCGACUGAGCUAACAACAUCGCAAUCUAUUUUAGAUACCGACUCAACAACUGAAACUUCAACUUUCUCUGGCAGUACUACUACUGACAUAACUGACGUAGAAAGUACAACAUCCGAGUUGUCUACAAUAGAAAGCACAAUACUGACUGAACAAACAUCGCAGUCAGUAUUAGAUACCGACUCAACAACUGCAACUGCAAUUUUUUCGGAUAGUACGACGAGUGAUAUGGUAACUGAUAUGGAAAUUACAACACCAGACGUAUCAACAACAGAAAGCACAAUACAGUCUGAGCUAACAACAUCUCAAUCUGUGUUAGAUACUGAUUCAACAACUGCAACUUCAAUUUUCUCUGAGAGUACGACGGGUAAUAUGGUAACUGAUGUAGAAAGUACAAUCCCAGAUGUGUCUACAACACAGAGCACAUUACAGCCUGAGCUAACAACAUCUCAAUCGGUGUUUGACACCGAUCCCACAACUGCAACUUCAAUUUUCUCUGAGAGUACGACGAGUAAUAUGGUAACUGAUGUAGAAAGUACAAUUCCAGAUGUAUCAACAACAGAGAGCACAAUACACUCUGAGCUAACAACAUCUCAAUCGGUGUUAGAUACCGACCCAACAACUGCAACUUCGACUUUUUCUGACAGCACGACAAGCGAUAUGGUAACUGACGAGGAAAUUACAACACCAGACGUAUCAAUAACAGAAAGCACAAUACAGUCUGAGCUAACAACAUCUCAAUCGGUGUUAGACACCGACCCAACAACUGUUACUUCAAUUUUCUCUGAGAGUACGACAAGCGAUAUGGUAACUGAUGUAGAAAGUUCAACACCAGACGUAUCAACAACUGAAAGCACAAUACAGUCUGAGCUAACAACAUCUCAAUCGGUGUUAGAUACUGAUUCAACAACUGUAACUUCGAUUCUCUCUGAGAGUACUACUAGUAAUAUGGUAACUGACCCAGAAAGUACAAUCCUAGACGUGUCUACAACUGAGAACACAAUACAGUCUGAGCUAACAACAUCUCAAUCGGUGUUAGACACCGACCCAACAACUGUAACUUCAAUCUUCACUGAGAGUACGACAAGCGAUAUGAUAACUGAUGUAGAAAGUUCAACACCAGACGUAUCAACAACUGAAAGCACAAUACAGUCUGAGCUAACAACAUCUCAAUCGGUGUUAGAUACUGAUUCAACAACUGUAACUUCGAUUCUCUCUGAGAGUACUACUAGUAAUAUGGUAACUGACCCAGAAAGUACAAUCCUAGACGUGUCUACAACUGAGAACACAAUACAGUCUGAGCUAACAACAUCUCAAUCGGUGUUAGACACCGACCCAACAACUGUAACUUCAAUUUUCUCUGAGAGUACGUCGAGUAAUAUGGUAACUGACGUAGAAAGUACAAUUCCAGAUAUAUCAACAUCAGAAAGCACAAUACACUCUGAGCAAACAACAUCGCAAUCCAUAGUUGAUACCGAAUCAACAUCUGCAAGUUCGAUCUAUUCCGAAAGUACAACUGAUGUAGUGACCACAUCAGAAAAUAUAUUAGAAACAGGCAGUACAACUAAUAACUAUGCCUCCAGUACGUUCACUACAGAUUCGACGUCUACACAAAUAACUGAUGAAAAUACAUCAGAAUUUUGGAGCACUAGUGAUGUAACAACAACUUCAUUAGACAUAUCUAAUACUGGCACAACUGAUGUUGAUAAAAGUACAGCUUCCGCAACUGAAAAUCCUAAUUUUACUGAAAAUACCGAAACAACUAUUACGCAAACAGUUACAAACACUGAAUUAGAAUUUAGUAGUAUUUCAACUAGUACCGACGAAAUUAACUCGACAAGUGAAAUAACAGAAACGCCCCAAGAUUCCACAAACACUCCUACCGUAUUCGAAAAUACGUCCCACACACAAACAGAAUCAUCGGCGACUAAUGAAGAGGUAACUGGAACAGAAAGUACUACUACUUCAUUCUAUACUACGUCUGAUUUCACAUCGAAUGAUGAUUUAACGACAAACCACUACGACAAAAGCACUUACAGUACAACAGUAUCUGAAAGCACGACUCAAGAUGAAACCACAACUGAACAAGACACAGAAAAUCCCGAUAGCACCAGAAGCUUCUGGACUCCUCUAACAAUAGUUUUAUUAACACUUCUCAUAAUCUUGUUACUGGUUUUGUUCUGCGCCUGUUUUUACAUUAUCGGCUUGAGGAGACAACGAAGAAAGUUCUCAACAGACUUUGAAUCGUUUACUGACUAUGAGGACUUACCACGACCUAUAGUUUUGCCUCGUGCGAGAAGUCCACAUGGUGAUUAUAGCACUAGAAGUACGCCAUAGGAUAUUUAUUACUGAUUUAUUUAUUUUUCUCGAUUUUGUAUAAUUAAA
Messenger RNA from Papilio machaon (common yellow swallowtail), 5741 nucleotides. RefSeq names its product serine-rich adhesin for platelets. The record is from RefSeq and is a predicted model, not a curated record. The coding region runs from base 21 to 5693 and encodes 1890 amino acids. The transcript has 4 exons. NCBI's taxonomy places the organism in Eukaryota, Metazoa, Arthropoda, Insecta, Lepidoptera, Papilionidae.